UCUCAGACUAAAAGCGACCGGCGUCUCUCGUACCUCGCUAUUCGAUCGAGUUGAUUCAGGCGGAGUGCUAUUGACCGAGAUCGGUGGUACCGUGUGCUUGCGCAUCGUUCUGGGACCCGGCAACACGCGACUUUUUUCUGGUUACCAUAGGUACCAUUAUUUGUGACGUUCUUGAGUGAAAUAACCUGGCAAGAAAGAGUGUUUUGGAGAGAUCAGAACGGCGAAGUCUACGAAGAAAUUUAGAGCAACAAAAUAACACAAUGUAUCUUCAUAUCUAUAAUGCGAUCUUGCGGUUGUGUUAACCGCCACACACCCCCAGCCAAUGAUGCGCCACUAUGAAAAUGGCUAAACCCAAGAAGGUAUUGAAAAUACUCUUGGGUAUCAUAAUUGGUGUGUUGUGCUCGCAGUUAUUUGCCAAUACUGAACAUUUUUGUGCACCCCAUUUUGUUGUUAAAAGUGAAAAGUUGGUAGACGAUGUCGAUUUGGUUGCCGGAAAAUCGACACCUAGGAGCAAGAAUCUUUUGUUUGUUGGUGUUAUGACAGCAGAACAGUUUCUCCCCACACGGGCCAAAGCAGUAUGGAACACAUGGGGCCAAGAAGUGCCAGGAAAAAUGCUGAUAUUCUCUUCAGAAAAUUCGACUUACGAUGGAAUUCCUCUAGUUUCGCUUCCGGGCAUCGAUGAUAGUUAUCCCCCACAAAAGAAGUCAUUUACGAUGCUCAAAUAUAUGCACGAUAAUUUUAUCGACCAAUAUGAGUGGUUUAUGCGAGCCGACGAUGACGUUUACGUCAAAAGUGAUAAAAUGGAAGAAUUUUUAAGGGCUAUUGAUUCUAGAAAACCACUUUUUAUUGGCCAGACCGGUAGAGGAAAGAAGGAAGAAAAAGGACAUUUAUCUUUAGACACAGAUGAAAACUUCUGUAUGGGUGGACCAGGCAUGAUAAUGAGCAGGGAAACACUUAAAAGGAUCGCUCCGUAUAUAGAAGAUUGUUUGGUCAACUUGUAUACGAACCACGAGGAUGUGGAAAUUGGCAGGUGUGUGAGGAAAUUCGCCGGGGUUUCUUGUACGUGGAAUUAUGAGAUGCAAGUGAUCUUUCAUCAUACUAAAAAUGCGGAGGAACUCUACUCAGGCAAUUUAAAUAGAAAAGAGGUUCACAAGGCUAUAAAUUUACAUCCUGUUAAGAACCACGAACAUUUAUAUAAGCUACAUACAUUUAUACAGGGUGUAAAAGUUCAACAAGCCCUCCAGAAAUCCGUGCUCCUUCACCGGGAUAUCGCAAGUUCCAUGAAAGAACUCGGAUAUAGAAUUCAAAGUGUAGAUUCUGCCCACCUUGGUAAGGAUGUUUUACUAUUCCCAGUAAAGCAAGGGCAAGACCAAUAUUUAGGGGAUACAAGUCUCCUAGGAGUACCAGUUAGUAUUAAUAGAUAUGUACCUAAAAAUACUUCAGAUGUAUUAGAAUGGGAGUUAGUUUCCAAGGUAUUGUACAGCUACAAGGAUUUACAACCUAAGAGAAGGAUCGGAACCUCCUUAAAAGAAGGCUUGGAUGAUGUUACUAGAGAGAUUAUGGAACUGAUAAACCAAUACUCAAAGCAACGUGGUAGAAUCAUUGAUUUCAAAGAGAUUCUGUAUGGAUAUUGGAGGUUAAAUCCACUUUAUGGAGUGGACCUGAUUUUAGAUCUCCUCCUUACAUAUAAAAAGUAUCGAGGGCACAAAAUGACUGUUCAAGUAAGGAGGCAUGCAUACGUUCAGCAAACAUUUACUGGAACCUUCAUUAGAGAAGCCUUACCAGAGAGCCCUAGCAAUGAUAAUACUAUUAUCAAUAAAGUUUUUAACCACAUCAGUAAUAACCUACCUCCUCUUCUUUCCUUUUCCUCCGAAACCUCGUCAGAACCCUUAAUACAUCUUCUAUUACCUUUAAGUGGGAGAUAUGAAACAUUUGUCCGCUUUCUUCAUAUGUACGAGGAGAUCUGCAUUCAGAAUUGGGAAAAGACACAUCUGAUUAUUAUUUUGUUUCACACUAAGGACCAACCCGAAGAAUUUAAUAAUACUGUGAAAUUAGUCGAAUCAGUUAAUGAUAAAAUUAAAAAUGGGUUUAGUGGCGCUUACAAAAACCACCAAAUAAUUGAUGUCAUUGAAUUUGGAUUGAAUAGCAGUUUUGCAAGAGGAGUUGCUCUACAGCGGGCUGUAGAUACUUUACAAGAUUCUGACCUAAUGUUGUUCAUUGAUGUAGAUAUUGCCUAUGAUCGUACAUUUUUGCAACGCGUUCGUAAAAAUACUGUUCUAGGUAAAAGUGUUUACUUUCCUAUACUUUAUAGCCUUUUCAAUCCAAAACUUUUGGGAAAAGAUAUAUCUGUCAUUGCCAAUAAUGUGCCAUUCUUUACUACAAAUAAUACUGAUACGAAUAGUGGAUACUGGCGGUCUUCUGGAUUUGGUAUGGCUUCAAUGUAUAAAAAAGACUAUCUUGCAUUAGGAGGAUUUGAUACCAAUAUUCAGGGCUGGGGGAAGGAAGAUGUAAUGUUCUUUGAGGAGAUUGUGCAUAGGCAUACCCAUAAAUUAGUGAGAUGUGUGGAUCCUGGUUUGGUACAUAUUUUCCAUGAAGUGAAAUGUGAUGCCAGUUUAGCUGCCGAUCAAAAAAUUAUGUGUUUGGGGACCCAGGCAAAUACUUUGGGAUCUUUAGCAACCGUACAAAAAAUGUAUGAAAGAUAUAUUAAAGGAAAAUUAAGAUAGAAAAACUAACUCUAAGCUGCUGAUAAUUCAAAAUGAAGUCUUUAAUAAUUAAUAUUAGGCAAGUUGAUUUGAUAUUAUUUAAUUUAUACAUCUCAUCGAUGAACAAUCUUGUUUUGCUAUAUUGUAUGAUUUGUAGUCAUUAGUAAAUGUAUUUCGUUCGUAAACAACCGUCUGUAAAAUACUCUUCGGAUUAUUUCGUUCAGUCAUACAUCGUAAGCAAAAUUAUACUGAAAUGUAAAUAAUAUUAAGAACAAUAAAACCUUAAUAAUCAUUUUUACUUAAAUUAUUUAUAAAGGUAAUCUGUUUGCCCUAUGUAAACAUAUUCAGAAGAAAUUUAGGAACAAUGAAAAUUAUACAUUUGAAUAUCAGCUAACAUACAUCUCUGAAAAACACAAUCUCACAUAAUUUUGACCUCAGGGGUCAUUAUUCACAAAAAUAAACGAAAGAAAUUAUUUACAAAUACAAUUAUAUAGGUUUUAAAUAGUCUGUGAUGCUCAAAUUUAUACCUGUAUUAUUGAUAUUGUCACUGCUGUUUUUCCUAUAGUUCCUAUGUGUUAUAAUAAUUAUUGAUUGUAUAUUUUUAUACGGAUAUUUAUGUAGUGCCAUAUUGUGAGUUCAUCCACUCAUGAAUUUUUUGGCGUAAUUUGUAAAUAAUUUAAAUUGUAGGAAAAAUAUUGUUAGUAUAAAUAUUUUAUAGAGUUUUUUUUAAUUAGCAUAAAAAAAAUUGUGUUUCUGUCCAUAAAAAUGUUAUUAAAUUUUUAAGUAUGUUA
This is a messenger RNA of Anthonomus grandis grandis, 3493 nucleotides long. It is a transcript of the gene Chsy, whose product is annotated as chondroitin sulfate synthase 1. The transcript is spliced from 8 exons. Gene Ontology annotation, cellular component: Golgi cisterna membrane. Lineage: Eukaryota; Metazoa; Arthropoda; Insecta; Coleoptera; Curculionidae. The coding region runs from base 336 to 2723 and encodes 795 amino acids. Gene Ontology annotation, molecular function: glucuronosyl-N-acetylgalactosaminyl-proteoglycan 4-beta-N-acetylgalactosaminyltransferase activity. The record is from RefSeq and is a predicted model, not a curated record.